AUGUUUAUAUUAUAAUUUAUUCUUGGAAUAAGAGACUCUCUUCUAUUUAGUAGUAGCAUUCAGAGAUACAUCUAUCCAAAGCAAACCUUGGGAUUAGUCGAAUUGCUGAAGAAACUCUUUAAGUAAGAAAUUUGCAAAGAAAGUCCAGAGAGUGAAGUCAUUGCAGAAAAAACAUUUGAAAGCAUGAAAUUAGCAUUAUAAUUCAUUGGCUGGAUGAUUCUGUAUUACUUUGUGUAAUGGUGCUUGAGUUUUGUGAUAGGUGAUAUUGCUUCUUCCUUUUUAUAUUGGAUAUGUGUGAUUGCCACUUAUUCGAAAUAUGCAGCAGGUAUGUGGAUAAGGACUUAGGAAGUAACAUAAGAAGCAAUAAAGAUGGAAACGAAUUUUUAUUUAAAUAGAUCAUUUGUUAGCUAUUAGAUAGAUGAAUCAGAAGUUCUAUUGAUGUUAGAUUAUUCUAUGACGAGAAUCAUUUUUAGUGUGUUGUUUCAGUUAUAAUCCAACAUUUUGUGCUUUGUUAUAGGAAAUUAUUUGCCAUUCCCAAUAAAUCUAUUAAAAAUACCAAUAUAUUCAUUAUUCAUUUCGAUCCAAAACUUAUCAGCCAAAAUCCCAUAUAAGAAACAUUUAGCUUACUUUUAUAGUCAAAAUGUGGGUUAUUUGAUCGGAUUUAAUUUUUUGUUUUCAUGCUAUCUACACAUAUCAUCAUUUCCCUUUUUUACAGGAAUCCUAUGGUUUAUUAUGCCAUUGUACUUGUUAAAUGCUAUACCAAUAGAACCCCCUAGAUUUGAAAGCAAUUUGCAGAAUCUUAAAAUUCAGGAUUACUUAAAUAUUUGCAGUGCUUAAAGCGAUUUAUAACUAAAAAGAGAUUCAUAUGUAACUCAUCUUAAUAAAUACUUUAAUGAUUAAAAUUAUGCAUCAAUUUGUGAAAAUUAAACCUCAUAUAUUUCAAUGCCAACCCUUUUAGUGCCUUGGGUUUUAUAAAUUUUGUAGAAAAUCAUUUCGAAACUACAAGGACAUCAACACGAAGAUUGA
Messenger RNA from Paramecium tetraurelia, 1026 nucleotides. RefSeq lists its product as uncharacterized. The transcript is spliced from 2 exons. Lineage: Eukaryota; Ciliophora; Oligohymenophorea; Peniculida; Parameciidae. The record is from RefSeq and is a predicted model, not a curated record.